GUCACUGCUAAAAUCAGAGCAGAUAGAGCCUGCGCAAUGGAAUAAAGUCCUCAAUAUUGAAAUGUGACAUUGCUCUCAACAUCUCACAUCUCUCUGGAUUUCUUUUUUCUCAUCAUUACUGCUAACAAAUUCAUUUCCAGACUUUGCACUUUUAAGAAGCAAUGGAAAAAAUCAACAGUCUUUCAACACAAUUAGUUAAGUGCUGCUUUUGUGAUUUCUUGAAGGUGAAGAUGCACACUGUGUCCUACAUUCAUUUCUUCUACCUUGGCCUGUGUUUGCUUACCUUAACCAGUUCUGCUGCUGCUGGCCCAGAAACACUCUGUGGUGCUGAGCUGGUUGAUGCUCUUCAGUUUGUGUGUGGAGACAGAGGCUUUUACUUCAGUAAGCCUACAGGGUAUGGAUCCAGCAGUAGACGCUUACAUCACAAGGGAAUAGUGGAUGAAUGCUGCUUCCAGAGUUGUGACCUGAGGAGGCUGGAGAUGUACUGUGCUCCAAUAAAGCCACCUAAGUCUGCACGCUCUGUACGUGCUCAGCGCCACACUGAUAUGCCAAAAGCACAAAAGGAAGUGCAUUUGAAGAACACAAGUAGAGGGAACACAGGAAACAGAAACUACAGAAUGUAAGAACAUGCCAUCCACAAGAAUGAAGAAUGAAUGUGCCAUCUGCAGGAUACUUUACUGUAAAUAAAUUAUUUGUUAAACAUUGGAAGACUUAAAGAAAAGAAAAAAAAACCAACAACCUAUGGUUUAAUAAGCUUGAUGAAAUCUCAACCAAUGGGCAUUCUCCCACUGAACAAUGCAACUAAACAUUCCAAUAUUAAGUCUUUAGAGAACAGAACAUUUUAACAAGCCCAGAGAUAAAAAAUUCUGUGGUUGAUAUAUUCUGUUUGUUAACCUGUUUUAAAUGUCCUGCACAAAUCUCUUAACGUCCUGUGCCCCUCAAAAGCCUACAAAUUUAUGGGCCUUUGAUGGAUCCAAUUGCACUAAAUUAAUCUAUGAACACUGGCUGCUGGAGUCAUUCAUCAGCCUUGUCUAAGUGGUGGGGUUUUUUUAUUUGCACUUCUAUAUAAGCAACAGGCUGUUUGUUUUACAGUGUCUGAUAACAUUGUUUGUCUGCCCCUUCAUAUUUGCACAGUUUGACAUUCCCAGUAACAGCAGCAGUAAGGUAACAUAUACAGUUAUAAACAUCCAUUAAUUCCAUCUGUGGCAUUUUGACAGAAUAUGGGUUGUAGAUGCAUUUGCAUUAAGAGAGUUUUAUUUUUCCUUCUCUUACAAAGAUGCAGUUUAUUGCAGUUUGUGAGACAAAAGAUUUUUAAGAGCAGUUCAAGCAUACAUAGACUCUCAAACCAUCAAUGAUUCUUCCAGGUAAUCAUUUUGGAACAGUAUAGGUAACUUCUUUCUUCCUCCAUAUAAUGCAGUAUGUAAAAUUUAGCAUAAUACACAUAUAUCAAACAGUAUGUAAAAAUCUCUGUUUUAUAGUACAACGGUGCUAUUUUAUAGUUUGUUACAUGAAAGGGUCUGGCCAAAAUGGUAAUAGGUAAAAGCAAAUAUGGAAAGAUCAAGCCAAAGAUUAAAAAGACAAUAUAGUUAUAAAAAUAUUCAGUUUAUGUGAACUAAACCAGCUCCAGAUUACAAUCAGGAAAUACGUUCCCCAUUUUUAAAAGAAAAUUCAGAUACUUGUUUCCUUUUAGAUGUUUGAAUGGUGGUAGUUUCAGUUACAUGGUACACAUAGGACCCUCCUAAGGCUUAGAGAAGACAAUUUGAAUAGCCUCCAAAUGACUUUGAAGGGUAGCCCAUCAAGCAUUCUAUUCAAACACAACAGAAGGUUACUCCAGUUCUUUACCAUUUUAAUUCCUUAGACUGAUGCAUCUAUCUGUAAGUCAGAAAAGUUUAUCUAAUCACCAAAUUACAAUGUAGAAACAGUGCUCAAGAAGAGAUGAGCCAUAAUGUCCUUCAAACUGCUCCUUACAAUAGCCUUCCAUGCACUCUUGUGGGAGACAUAUUUCUGGAUAAUGUCUGUUAUGUAACCUCGAUAGGUACUGCACUGAUUCUACCUUGAAUAACACUGUGUCCUAUGCUCCAUUUUCAUAAAUCAAUUUAGUGCAAGAUUGGCCAUGCGGUAAAAGAGGAUAGGUAGCCAACUCUGUCCCAAGGUGAGCAAUAAACUUCUCUGUGAGAGGAGAGGAGGAGGAGAAUGCUCUGUUCCACCCUGUCCAGAACUGAAACGUAAUUCCCCUUGUCCUCUUCCCCUUAUCAAUCCACAGGCAGGAAGUCAGACAUGGGAUGAAGCAUCCCUUUCUUAGUCCCAAAGAGGGCAGCAACAAUAGUAUGUGAAGGAAGCCAUUAGGGUGAUGUUAUAUUAGCUCUAUAAAAGCACCUCUUUUAAAAUUCAAAUCUGCCUUACUUUCUACUACGUCUAUGGGAGUAGAUGACUGGACUAGUGAUUAAAACACAAAGAAUCUCUGCAGACUGCAUUAUUGUACAUGUUCUCAAUAGUUUCUUGCGAGGGAGAUAGGAAAAGUAGGUUCAUAACAAUGUAAUAAGUCAUUAUUGUUCCUUUUUAAUUCCUAUAUAAGAUGUGACUUUCAUAAUUUUUCCAAGGAAAGUGCAAUACUUUCCUAUGCAAUUCUUUAAAUCCUUUGCUUUCUAGGAGAUGGGUGCUUAUAUACAUAAGUGGCUGCCAUCACAAUGUAAAAGCAACAGUAAAUGAAUUAACAGAAUAUGUCAGAGCUAUCAGUGACUGAGAAGUUAUGUUGAACAAGGAAGAAAGCACAGAGAAACAGACAGGGAAAUUGUCCGAAAUUAUUUACCACUAAUUCAAUAAACAGAGAGAGUAAUUCUGCUACCUAUCACAGCUCCUACAGGCCUGUCUUUGGCGGAGAACAUGAAGAGGAAAGUUUUUUUAAUUCACUGGUUGUUAAGAAUUCUGAAAUGCAUUCUAACAAUAAGCCAUUAUUCUGAUGUCAUAGACAUAACACAUAUUUACAUUUUGUGUUGCAUGGCUAUUUCUGUCCUUUUCCUCCCGUGAAGUUCUGUGAAGGAGAGGAGCAAAGAAAGGUGUGAGUGCGAAAAGCAAUUUGCAGAUCUCUGUGAUGGCAGGUUUCAUUUUACUGAUGCACUGUUAACAUAACUGAAUAGUCACAUAUCAUUGCACUAUUUAAUUCCUGUGAUCUAAUUCAAAUUUUGGUCUUAUCUUGUGGGGUGUGCACUCACAGUUAUGCCACAAUACCUCUCCUAUUUAGAAAUCAUAAUUAGAAAAUGUGACUCAUAGCAAUAUUUAACAUCAGAAUUUGACAACAGAUUAAACAAAUUGAGCAUAGUUCUUGAAAGAGACUACAGUAUUCAUUGCAGUAAAUACUGAAUUGCUACAAGCUUCAAAGGAAACACUUUGCUUUACCGAGAAUAAAUGGUAUCACAAAAUGGAGAGUUGCUCCACCACUGCAGAAGUGAGAAAUGCAUACUUGUAUAAGAAAUCUUCAGUCAUAUGGGCAGGGAAGAUAUGAUGCUCUGGCCAAUGUGAAAGAUGAAGGUCUGUCUUAGCUUAAUAAUCACAAUAAAUCUGCUAAUUAAAGAAGUUGAAGCAUCAGCCAAAUAUCUCCCUCCCAAAAGUACAAAGUACUACAACUUGAAAAACUCCUAAUUAAA
Molecule: messenger RNA, 3644 nt
Organism: Dryobates pubescens (Downy woodpecker)
Lineage: Eukaryota; Metazoa; Chordata; Aves; Piciformes; Picidae
Gene: IGF1
Product: insulin like growth factor 1
Exons: 4
Coding region: 162-623 (153 amino acids)
Cellular component (GO): extracellular region
Molecular function (GO): hormone activity; growth factor activity
Source: RefSeq, a predicted model, not a curated record